UCAAAAAACUUGAAAAAGUUUGUUGUGAAGGAAAUUGAAAAAUGAAAAUAUUAUGUAUUUGAAGUGAAUAGUGUAGUAUUUCCAAACUAUUUACAGAAAAGAUAUCAUAUAAUAAUUAAAAUGGACCACAUUUUUUCAAUAGGCAAAAAACCAAAUAAGACUAUCCAUGCCUACAAACAAAAUAUAUUCAACAAGCUUGAUAAAUCUGUACUCUGUUCUAUUUCCUGUACUAAUGUUGUGGCAUUUAGUACUGAGAGUAAUAUAGAGGAAACCAAUUCCUUAUUUUGGAGUUCAAACGUAUAUGUAGCAGAUUUAAACAGUCCAUGGCAAGUUCAUAAAAUUUUGUGCAAUUCUUCACCAGUGACAGUGCUACAAUGGGACUUCACAGGUGAACUAUUACUGAUAGCAGAUGAAAGUGGCUGUGUUCGAAUUUACCGUACAAAGGACUAUAUAUUAAAUGAUUGGACGUUGGUUCUACAAACUACAUUGCAAGGAGAGCAUAUUUUGGCUGCUGCAUUUUUCCAUUCAGGCAAAAGGAUUUGUCUGAAUUCAGAAAAGAAGGAUUGCUCCUCAUACAUCGAAAAAUUUCAACAUGUGAAGUUUGCCUGUUCUGUGAAACAAUUCGGAGGCAGACCUACCAGCGGCGCUCUCUUGUUAACGACUACCGGAAUGUUGGCAGCGAUUCUUCUACCCCAAUACACAAGCCAAACCCCAAUGUUACUCGCCACGGAGAGUUUGGGCCCUACUCGUAUUUAUGUCAAAACUGCAGAUAUAUGUUACGGCAAAAAUGGACAUUUUCUGUUGGCUGUGAGCAAUGGAGAUCCUUCGAUGCCCAUUCAGUGCUAUAAUGUCUCUGUUAAAAGAGUAGAAGACAAAUGUGUCAUUACCAGCCAAUCAUUACUUAGUUUUUUCUUAUUUGAAGCCCCUAAAGAAGCUUUAAUGGAUCAGUUAUCGAAAGAUAAAUGUACAGUGAGUCAUAUCAAAUGGAUAAUGAGGGAAGAUGCAGACUCUUUGGUUGUGACGGCAAGUAGUGAUAAAAUGAGUUGUCUCCAAGUAUGGGAGCUUAGGGAAAAAGCUUUACCUGUACAUAAAUCUUUGGGUAAUUCUGAAAGCCCUCAGUUUUUUAACACAGUGCUUNUCGCGGACAACACUAUCUACUGUCUGUACAGAGACACACUCAAACCCAUAUGCAGUACGACAUUGUCGAUGACACCACGUUACCUAGAAGAGCCCAACGCCAAGUACCAGAAAGUGAACACGAAAAUAUUAAAUAUAGACAUGUCAUGGCUGGGUAACAUGCUUUUAGUUGUUGACUCAGACGACAGUUUGCAUUUGUUUAAGUUGCCCCCACAAAUCGAAAGCUCAGCUCCUUUAAGUGUGCCAUACUGUACGACUAUUUUAGAAUAUUGUUUGGUUAGUGGUUUGGACUGGUUGGAUUUAUUAUUGGUUCUCAGACCUGGAAUGUUGGACGCUCUUUGUGACAGACUAACAGAGAGCUUUAAUAGACAGCCCACUUCAGUGCAACAGUUCUUCUAUGUACAAUAUUUGUGUGUAAAAACAUCACUGUACAGAUUAAGUUUUCAAGGCCAGGCGAAAGCGAAUGAUCUCACACAUUUCCUCAUGCUGCACAGUAUAUCGACAGCUUUUAAAAGUUUGCUCAGGCCCAGCGAAAUGAAUAGCCAUGAAAAAAGUCCAGCGGAUUCAUUAGCAACUGUGAUUGCUGAAGGCCAGAGUGAUGUUGACAAGGCUCUCAUGCACCUGGAAGCUAAGGAAUUCACAGUUGAAACUACAACAUUACAGAGCCUGCAGCAGCUGAUCCAGUGGGUCGCUGACUUGGCCUUAAACUUGUUGGUGAAGUUGCCUGACAGCAGACCUGUUACUGGAAAACCAUACGAAUUAUUAAGGGACGUGAAGGCUUUGAAUAUGUUACGAGAAAUGUUGGUCCUCAUUCGAAUAUGGGGGCUACUGAGGCCUGCGUGUUUGCCGGUUUUUAUCAAGUCUGAUGCUAGCCUAGACGUGCUAGCUUUGGUGUUUAGAUUACUAAGCCGAUUGGUGCAGAAUGUGAAUGAACCGGAUGAUACGCUUAUCG
Anoplophora glabripennis (Asian longhorned beetle) is the source of this 2089-nucleotide messenger RNA. Its product is annotated as mediator of RNA polymerase II transcription subunit 16-like. Gene Ontology annotation, cellular component: mediator complex. Gene Ontology annotation, biological process: positive regulation of DNA-templated transcription. The annotation marks the transcript as partial. Gene Ontology annotation, molecular function: protein binding. The record is from RefSeq and is a predicted model, not a curated record. The transcript has 9 exons. NCBI's taxonomy places the organism in Eukaryota, Metazoa, Arthropoda, Insecta, Coleoptera, Cerambycidae.